Molecule: messenger RNA, 1215 nt
Organism: Culex quinquefasciatus (southern house mosquito)
Lineage: Eukaryota; Metazoa; Arthropoda; Insecta; Diptera; Culicidae
Product: lipase 1
Exons: 2
Coding region: 18-1199 (393 amino acids)
Molecular function (GO): hydrolase activity, acting on ester bonds
Source: RefSeq, a predicted model, not a curated record
AAGGUGGUGUUGUCGCGAUGUACAACACUACUUGGUGGUUGAUCGUGCCCUUGAUCUUCGCUGUCGUGGGGAUUCAUAGUUCGCAACGGGACGACGACGGUGCGGAAUUGUUGGUUCCGGAACUGAUCGUCAAGUACGGGUACAAGGUCGAAGAUCACAACGUGAUCACCGAGGAUGGCUACGUUCUUAAAGUGUUUCAAAUGCCUCCGAGACAACGAUCGUGCGUUAAAAAGAAACCAGUGCUUUUGGUCCACGGCCUACUGUCCAGUUCAGCCGAUUAUGUGUUUGCUGGUCCAAACAGUAGCCUGGCGUAUCAGUUGUCCGACAACGGUUACGACGUCUGGCUGGCAAAUAUGCGCGGAUCACGGUACUCCAGAGAACACCUGAGGCUUCCGGUUCAGUCCAAAGAGUACUGGGACUUUUCCUGGCAUGAGAUGGGAGUGUACGAUCUACCGGCCAUAAUCGACCUCGUACUCAACGCUACUAACUUCAAGAAACUUUUAUACAUCGGCCACUCGCAAGGCGUCACCGAGUUUUUCGUUAUGGCUAAUAUUCGUCCAGAAUACAACAACAAAAUCGCCCUCAUGACGGGACUUUCUCCAGCGGUUGCCCAAACGCGCUUCAGGAGUCCAAUCUUAAGCUUCGCAUGUAAUUAUGCUCAUGCGAUCAAGAAAACACUCGAAUUUUACAAAAUCUACGAGUUCCUGCCGCAAAGUAAACUGUAUCGAUCUUUUUGCCAAACAAAAGGAUUAUAUGACCUAUGCCUUCAACUUUAUGGGUUGAUAUUCGGUCCGCACCCGGAAGAAACUGAUCGGACGUUGCUCCUAAGAUAUCUAGCAAACUUCCCCCAAGGAUCCUCGUUUAACCAGUUGUUACACUAUGCUCAGGUUGCGGCAAGUGGAGGACGCUUCCAGUGGUUCGACUACGGACGGAAAGGAAACCUGGAAAAGUACAGAAGUUCGGAACCUCCGGCGUACAAUCUGACUGCCGCAACCGCUCCGGUGCUAAUUUUUUACGGGUUGAACGAUUGGAUGGUUCAUCCAAAAGAUGCUCAGAAAUUUUCCACAAUGCUACCCAAUCUCAUCGCCGCGGUUCCCGUUGCCAACCGGAAGUUUAACCACAUGGACUUUGUGCUGGCGACUAAUGUCCGGAAGGUGCUCUACGAGAAAGUGCUGUUGAUGCUUGACAAGUACAACUAAGAAUACAGCAAGGAAU